UAAUAACAACGAAAUAAGUGAUUGUGCACAAUGGAUGUUCAAUUUCCAUUUCCUUUUGAACCAUACGAAAUUCAAAAGAAAUUUAUGUGUGAAUUGUACUCUACUAUUGAGAUAUACAGUCUGGGUAUCUUUGAGAGCCCUACAGGGACCGGAAAGUCGUUAAGUAUUUGCUGUGGAGCGCUACAGUGGCAGAAAGAUAGUUAUAAAAAAUAUCUGGAAUCUUUACAGAAGGAAAUAGCCGAUCUAAAACAAAAAAUGUCAAGUAUACAGACUACCGACAACUGGCUGGAAGAAAAAUUUGAAGAAAUAACAAUUAAAAGAAAUCUCAUAGCAUUAGAAUUAAAACUUGCAAAUCAUAAAAAGAGGAUAGAUUCAUUUAAUGAAAUGAAACAAAGAGUAAAGAAGAAAGAAAAACAUGAUGUAAAGAAAGCUAUAGAAUAUAAAAAUAAGAAUACAGAUGAUUUGGAAGUAGAUAAUAUGGAAAAUGAGAAAGAUCAAGAAGAUGUAGACUUGAUUUUGGAAGAGUGUGAGAAAGACAGUGAAUCUGAAGAUGAAGUUGAUGAAACUGAAGAAAAUGAAAAUAAGGAUACUAAGAUAUACAUUAGCAGCAGGACUCACAGUCAGCUGUCCCAAUUUAUUGGUGAAAUCAAGAGGACAGUGUUCAAAGAAGACACAAGAGUGGUCACCCUAGCGUCCAGACAACACUAUUGCAUCAAUAGUGAGGUGUCCAGGCUGAAAAAUGUUAAUUUGAUUAAUGAAAGAUGCCUAGACAUGCAGAAAUCUAAAAACAAAUCAACAUCAGUAGACGAAGACGGCAAAGUCCUUAAGAAAACGAAAACGAAGUCCUGUACUUCCUGUCCUUAUUACAACCACAGCAACAUAACGCGCCUGAAAGAGACGAUGCUAGUCGAAAUGAUGGAUAUCGAGGAUUUGGUCAAAUGUGGGAAAACGCUCAAGGCUUGUCCGUAUUACGCUUCGAGGAUGGCUCUUGAAGACGCUGAGGUGGUGUUAGUAAGCCACGCGGGUAUGGUGAGCGCCGGCGCCCGCUCCGGCGUCUCUCUCAAACUGCACAACAACGUACUGAUACUGGACGAAGCGCAUGGCCUCACAGCUGCUCUAGAGAACGCUCAUUCCGCCCCAGUGUCCGCCAAGCAACUAACAGCGGUGAAAACGUUCCUGAAGUUCUACAUCGAUAAGUAUAGAGCCAGACUGAGUAGUAAGAACCUAUUGACGCUAAACCAAAUGAGCUUCGUCGUCGGGAAGCUUGUUUGUAUGAUAAAACCCAAAUCUACAGUUGACAAACAAGAUACAACGAUAAUGACCCUAGAGGACUUCGUAAUAAAGGCUGAAAUCGAUCACAUGAACCUGAGACCGCUGGUAGAAUUCUGUAGAAAAUCUCGCCUGGCUCCUAAACUACACGGGUUUUCUAUGCGGUACAGUCAGCAGGCGUUAGAGGAGGAAAGCAAACGCACAGUCGACAAAAAAAGUUCUUUCAAAGAUUUCUUGAGCAACAUUUCUAAGAAGAAAACUGAUGUCGUUGAAAAAGUGAAAGAAGAUAUAAAACCGGCAAUACAGGCCCCCACAGAAACCUCAGCAGGCAGCGGUCUCUACGCCAUUCUAGACUUUCUGGAUAGACUCUGCGAUCGCAGCGAGAACGGACGGGUACUGGUCCAAAGCGGCGAGAGUGGUCUAUUGAAGUACUUGUUGUUGAAUCCGGCCGAGCAUUUCUCGGAUGUCGUCAAACAGUGUCGUUCUGUGAUCUUAGCUGGAGGAACCAUGGAGCCUAUCAGCGAAUUCAAAGACCUACUGAGGAGCGACGGUAAAGAUGUGAACGUGGUGAAAUGUGGUCACGUUGUACCGCCGGACAAUGUAUUAGGAGUCUGUUUGUCCAAGGGACCGUCUAAUGUCAGUCUUAACUUCUCGUAUGAAAACAGGAUGAGUAAAGAAUUGUUGAAAGAAGUGAGCAGCAUUUUACGGAACGUCUGUAGCGUCAUACCCGGCGGCAUAGUUUGUUUCCUACCUUCAUAUUCCUACGAGAAAACAGUAUAUGAGCACUUAGUUGCGAACAAAGUCAUCGAAACUAUUUGUAAGAAGAAAUCCGUCUUCCGCGAACCGAAAUCUUCUGCUGAAGUUGAUCAGGUUUUGAAUAAGUUUGCUGCAGCUGUAAAAAGUAAAGAAGGAAAUCGUAAUGGCGCGCUGAUGUUAAGCGUUGUAGGUGGAAAACUAAGCGAGGGGCUCAAUUUCAGUGAUGACCUAGGCCGCUGCAUCAUAGUAAUCGGCAUGCCAUACCCAAACGUAAAAUCCCCUGAACUCCAAGAAAAAAUGAACUACCUUAACCGAACUAAUGGCUCAGGUAGUGCGUACUACGAGAACCUGUGUAUGAAGGCAGUCAACCAAUGCAUAGGUCGUGCAGUGCGCCAUGCUAGGGACUACGCCUGCGUGCUGCUGGUCGAUGAUAGGUAUUCGAGGCCGCAUACUAUGGCGGCUUUGCCGUCUUUUGUACAAAAAUCCCUGAUGUCUAACUGCAGUUUUGGUCCAACUGUUGGUAGCAUGGCGAAAUUUUUCGCUAAGCACAAAAACUCAUCUUGAAUAUUAUUUAUUUAUUUAAAAUAUGCAAUAAAUAAUGAUUAUAAA
Cydia amplana is the source of this 2634-nucleotide messenger RNA. RefSeq names its product ATP-dependent DNA helicase DDX11. Gene Ontology annotation, molecular function: ATP binding; DNA binding; hydrolase activity, acting on acid anhydrides, in phosphorus-containing anhydrides. Gene Ontology annotation, biological process: nucleobase-containing compound metabolic process; establishment of sister chromatid cohesion. Bases 31 to 2589 code for a protein of 852 amino acids. The record is from RefSeq and is a predicted model, not a curated record. The transcript has 15 exons. NCBI's taxonomy places the organism in Eukaryota, Metazoa, Arthropoda, Insecta, Lepidoptera, Tortricidae. Gene Ontology annotation, cellular component: nucleus.